AUGGAAAGAAGAGGAAAAGGUUUAUUAGAGAGAGAGAAGAAAAGGGAAGGAUUAAUGGUGGAAAAGUUGAAAGAUGGGGUUUUUGUGGGGAAAAGAAGAGGCCCUUCUACUCCACCACCCAUUUGGAGACUUGAGUUUCCAUCUCAGCAGAAUGGUUACAACAAAAACCCGGUUCAAGAGUUCCUCAACUUUCCCGACUCAACAACACUCUCUGCUAGAAAGCUCUGUGCCAAACUCUGGGAAAUUCAGCCCCACCAAUUGUCCCCACUUUCCAAAACCAGGCUUCGCCGCCACCGUAAGGAUACAACCCUUGAGGUUCCUAAACAAUUGGAUGAGCCUCCACAUAGACCCUCUAACCAGCCAGCAUCACCUAGGGGCUUGAGAAGACAUGCUCAAGCAUCACUUGUCCAGCAUCAUAGAUCAAUUGAAAGAAAUGGUUGUGCUUUACAGCCGGUAUCCCCUGCUAGUUUCAGUAGCUCAAUGGAAGUCUCACCAUAUAAUCAUUCAGUAAAUCCUAUUAGUUCCUUAGACUUCAGGCGUAGGAAUGGAGAGUCAAGUUUCAAACCCAAAACACCCAGAGAGUUACUCAAGGUACUUAACCGUAUCUGGCGUCUUGAAGAACAGCAUGUAUCAAAUAUAUCAGUAGUGAAAGCCCUGAAAAUGGGACUAGAUCUUUCUCAGGCACAGGUUAAAGAGUUACAACAAAAAAAGCAAAUGAAUAAGCAGGAAAUGGAGAACUUAAUGAAGCAAAUGACAGAUCAAAAGCCUGUUAGGAAGAACAAAGAACAUGACAAAAUUAAAGCUGCAGUUGAAUUAGUCAAGAAAGAGAUAGAAGAUGAAAGGAGGUUAAGAAAGCAUUCAGAAAGCCUGCAUCAGAGGCUGGCUAGGGAGAUUUCCGAAGUAAAGUCUUCAUUCUUUGCUUCUCUGAGAGAUCUUGAAAGAGAGAGAAAAGCACGGAUCCUUUUGGAGAAUUUGUGUGAUGAUUUUGCCAAAGGAAUAAGAGAUUAUGAACAUGAGGUACGUUCUCUUAUGCAGAAUGCUGAGAAAAGUGAGGUUAAAGGGGAUAGUCUUGAUAAGCUAAUACUUCAUAUUUCAGAAGCUUGGCUUGAUGAGCGCAUGCAAAUGAAGCUAGUUCAAGCUGGCAGUGAUCUCCCAGAGAGAGAUUCUAUUGUUGACAAGUUAGGUGUUGAUAUUGAAAAAUUUCUUUGGACAAAACGAUCUGUUGACUUGAGAAGACAUGGUAACUCCUCCUCAAAGGAGCUCAAGGAAAUUUACCCUUGCCUACAUUCAUUGGAUUCCUUUCCACCUAAGGAGGCCAUAAGUGCACCUCAUAAUAUGGCUGAGGAGGAUUCCAUCAGUGCCGACAUUUUCGAACAAAAAAGGACUGCUGACAAAGGACUCGACAAAUUCAGCUCCAGACAGCACAGCAAUAAUAUUGCAGAGGUCCACAAAGAAAAGAAAGGAAGCCAUCAUUCAGUGAGGAAACAAGUUCAGUCAAAGGAAAUCAGUGAGGAAUGUCAGUUGCAAGCAAACGUGGGCAAGAACAUGUCAUGCGAUGAAAAUGAGAGUUGGUUUGUUGAGAGGAAAUCAAGUGAAAUUGGAAGGGACAGCACAUCUCUAUUAAAUGCCACUGGGGUAUCAACUGUCUGUGAGGCAACACAAGGUCCACAAGAAAGUGAUAGACCCUGGACAAAGAGAAUGAAUUCAAGUCACAGGCUUGACAACCAAGUUGGAAAUAGUUCCUUGUCAUCAGAAGGCGAUAAGGUUUAUCCUGAGAGUAUUUGCAGGGAAGAUUCUUGUAUCCAUUCUGCAGCUACAGGUAAUGUUAGUCCUGUAAAACAAUGGAAAUCUACGUUGAUUGUCCCAGAUUUUGACAAGUCUAAGUCUUCUUCCAAAUUGCCUAGGGGAGUAAAGGAUGACACAUUGAUGGCAAAACUGCUUGAAGCAAGGUUAGAGGGGCAGAAAUCUCGCUCUCGCUCCAGAGCUACCAAAAGCACUUUUUGA
This is a messenger RNA of Gastrolobium bilobum, 2004 nucleotides long. RefSeq lists its product as uncharacterized. The transcript has 3 exons. Bases 1 to 2004 code for a protein of 667 amino acids. The record is from RefSeq and is a predicted model, not a curated record. Lineage: Eukaryota; Viridiplantae; Streptophyta; Magnoliopsida; Fabales; Fabaceae.